AUGAAAUUCAUGACCAUAACCGAUAGAGUAGGUCAGUUCGAGGCCAGAGUCAACACCCCAGCAGUCACAAGUCCGUCAAUCCACACAAGUAGGGUGCGACUCGAGCAGAUCAGGGCCCUAUGGGACAAGGUGGAGAAGGAAUACGAGGUGUGCUCCGAAGCUCUGUCCGGUCUGGGAUCCACAGACACAAUAACAGUCAUGCAGUCCAAGUAUGACUACUGUUAUGCCGUUUACGAGCGGUGCGCAGCGAGCCUCAACGAGAUCAUUGAAGAAGGUUCUCGCUCGCAACAGGCCGUUCAGGCCUCCAUUCCGGCGCCUCCUCAGGGAGGGUGUCGCUUACCCCCAGUCGAGUGCGACAGUUUCAGUGGGGACUAUGUUCACUGGCCCACGUUUCGGGAUCUUUUCUCAGCCAUCUACAUACACAACCCUCGGCUUUCAGAAGUUGAAAAGUUGUUCCAUCUCAAUGCUAAAACUAGUGGGCUCAACCUCACUGUUGCGGCUCAGCCCCGUAAGCGCUGUCAACUCAGCAUAGGUUCUCCGGUCAAGCCCCACAUCCAAAUUAAGACUUCUGCAUAUGUACUACCACAACUGGCCGGGAGUCUCCCAUCCUUUACUUUACCUGAGGACUCUUUAAAGCAUCUGCCGCCUUUGCAACUAGCAGACCCAAAUUUCUACCGGAGUUCGCAGAUCGACGUUCUGAUCGGUGCCGAUAUCCUGCCAUCGAUCAUUCUCAGCGGCUCCCAUCCCAAUAUCUGUGGCACGCUUCUUGGCCAGGAGACCAUAUUCGGAUGGAUUCUUUGCGUGAAGCGGGUUAGGGAAUCCACCUCGAUUUGCGAGGAAAACUUUGUCCAAUCUACCAAAAGGAACGAGGAUGGGAGGUCGAUCGCACUGGCUCAGUUCCUCCGAAACGAGAUUCGACUGAAUAAAGACGUUGUGUCAAAAAAGCAGUACGACUCAGUCAUUCAAGAGUAUUUAGAUUUAGGGCAUAUGCACCAAGUCUCUCCGGACGACUCUAAUAAUUUUUAUUUGCCCCAUCAUGCUGUCUUCAAACCAGACAGCACCACAACGAAGGUUCGCGUUGUGUUUAAUGCUUCCAAUCCUUCAUCAAACGGGAACAGCCUCAAUGAUAUCCUUCAUGCGGGGCCCGUACUGCAGUCCGAUCUUACUAUCCAGAUUCUAAAAUGGCGUUUCUUCAAGUAUGUGUUCAAUGCGGACAUCACAAAAAUGUACAGGCAAAUUCGGGUAAAUUCAACCCAUACGCGCUUUCAGAGAAUCCUCUUUCGCAAUAAGGAUGGAGAGCUCUGUGACUAUGAACUCGAUACAGUCACCUUCGGCGUAAACUGUGCGCCUUUCCUAGCCAUCCGCGUUCUACAACAGUUGGCUCAGGAUAUCCGAGGCCAAUAUCCUUUGGCAAGUGACAUCAUCUCGAACUUCAUGUACGUUGACGAUGUGCUCGCAGGCACUCACACUAAGCAGUCGGCAGUUUUAGCCAUCGAGGAGCUUCGGCUGGCUCUUGAGAGUGCUGGUUUUCCAUUACGGAAGUGGACCUCGAACGAAAGAAAACUCCUACAAGAGGUUCCAAAGGAGCACUUGAUUAGUGCAGACUUUCUGGAGCUUGAAGAGGCUAGUACGGCGAAAACUCUUGGGAUCCGUUGGCAAGCUACAUCCGAUAGUUUCUUUUUUAUUCCAAGGGUGAUCCACCUCCAAACUGCUUACACAAAACGAGAGGUUUUAUCUCAGAUAGCCAAACUGUUCGACCCAGCAGGAUGGCUAUCACCUUUCGUAGUCCGAGCCAAGAUUUUUAUGCAGAAAAUUUGGCUACGGGAGCUGGGCUGGGAUCAGCCACUCCCCAGGGAUCUCGCGACCCAGUGGCGGGAGUUCCUAGAAGGGUAUCCUGCCCUGAAGGAGAUUCGUAUUCCGAGAUGGGUACGUUUCCAUCCAGCUGCGAAACUUCAGUACCAUGCGUUUUGCGACGCGUCACAGGACGCCUAUGGGGCUGCUAUUUUCGUCCGAAUCGAAACGAAGGAAGGCUGUUGUACUCAUCUACUUACAUCCAAAACCCGAGUCGCUCCUGUCAGAUCCAUCUCCAUACCACGCUUGGAAUUGUGCGGAGCAGUGCUGCUCACGGAGCUGGCAGCUCUAGUAAUUUCUGAAAUGCCUCCUCAUGUUUAUGAGACCUUUUACUGGACCGACUCCACGAUCGUUCUUGCAUGGCUGAGUAAGCCAGCGUGCACCUGGACAACAUUCGUUGCCAACAGGGUCGCAAAAAUCGAACAGUGUACCGGCGGAAGCAAGUGGGGACAUGUACGAUCCGAAGACAAUCCAGCUGAUCUGGCAAGCCGGGGCGUCUCACCCCAAGAGCUGAAGGACAGCGCACUGUGGUGGCGUGGGCCAGCUUGGUUGCACCUCAAACAGGAGCAGUGGCCGAGUGAGUUGUUGGUCCAUCCGGAGACUGAGCUCGAGCAGCGCCCCGUCAAAUGCCACACGGUCGCAGUGCCCUCAGCAGUUGAAAUCCUAGAGAGGUUCUCAGCCUUUGACCGAGCUCUGCGAGUUCUUGCUUAUGUGUUUCGUUUUGUGAAAAGUUGCCGGAGGGAAGGUGUAGCCUUAUCGGCAGAACUCACUGCGGCGGAGUUGUCGGAGGUGCAGGAGCGGCUAAUUGUGCUCACUCAGAAGAAUGAGUUUCCCGCCGAAUAUAAGGUUUUGAGCAACAAGCAACCAGUUCCACCCGCAAGCGCAAUUUCGAACCUAAACCCCUUUCUUGACGGGAAUGGGGUCUUGAGAGCAAGCGGCAGGUUACAAGCAUCUGAAAUGCUUAGUUAUGAUGAAAAACAUCCGAUCAUCCUUCCUGCACGGUGUAGGUUCGCCGAACUUCAAGUCUUGUUUAUCCAUCGCAUAUCCUUGCAUGGGGGGAAUCAAUUAAUGAUCCGACUGAUCCGUUCCAAAUUCUGGAUUCCCAAGCUUAAAAUGUUGGUGAAACGAACAAUACAUUCGUGCCGAGUGUGUGUUAUUCACAAGAAGAGACUGCAGACGCAGUUGAUGGGGAAUUUGCCCCGUGCGAGGUCCACGUUUUCCAGACCGUUCACCCAUACGGGAGUGGACUUCGCAGGACCAUUUGACGUCAAGAGUUAUGUCGGUCGAGCCUGCAAAAUCACAAAGGGGUACGUGUGCGUUUUUGUGUGUUUUACUACCCGGGCUAUCCACCUCGAAGCGACCUCGGACUUGACUACAGAGAAGUUCCUGGCCGCAUUCUCCCGUUUUUUCGCUCGGCGUGGGUGUCCACAACACGUCUACUCUGACAACGGGAAAACGUUUGUCGGAGCUUCCACGUCCUUAUCAAAGGAUUUCAUUGAAGCUACCAGAACAUCGGUUUUAUCGCAGCACAGUCUUCAGAAUGUGUCCUGGCAUUUCAACCCUCCUGGCGCACCUCAUAUGGGUGGGCUUUGGGAGGCAGGUGUGAAGAGCUUCAAGUCGCAUUUUUACAAGUACACAGCCGCUGGGAAAUACACGUUCGAGGAACUGACUACCCUCCUGGCGAAGAUUGAGGCCUGUUUGAACUCCAGGCCCAUCUCGCCAAUGUCCGAAGAUCCCACGGACCUUAUCGCUCUGAGCCCUGGGCAUUUUCUAAUCGGUGGACCAUUACUUGCGGUAGCAGAACCUGAGGUUAAAGAAGGUCCCAGCUCCAUUAUCAAUCGGUGGCGGAGGUUGAAAGCCCUGAAUCAGCAGUUCUGCCUGCGUUGGAAGGAGGAAUACCUAAAGGAACUCCACAAAAGGAAUAAAUGGAAGUUCCCAACGCGAGAUCUCCAGGCUGGAGACAUGGUGGUGAUCAAAGAGGAGAACUUGCCAUCCAACGAGUGGCGACUUGGGCGUAUCCAAGUGGUCUGUCCCGGCGUGGACGGCAAGGUCAGAGUGGCAGACGUGCUCACAGCACGGGGGGUCGUCCGGAGACCAGUGGCAAAAAUGAUCCGCCUUCCAAUGGACAGCCCGAAUGAGUCGAAAGACUCCUCCAUACUUUAA
This is a messenger RNA of Drosophila santomea, 4014 nucleotides long. RefSeq lists its product as uncharacterized. Lineage: Eukaryota; Metazoa; Arthropoda; Insecta; Diptera; Drosophilidae. Gene Ontology annotation, biological process: DNA integration. The coding region runs from base 1 to 4014 and encodes 1337 amino acids. Gene Ontology annotation, molecular function: nucleic acid binding. The transcript is spliced from 4 exons. The record is from RefSeq and is a predicted model, not a curated record.